AUGGAAACUGCAAGCCCUAAUAAACCAUUUCCUUCAUAUCUCUGUCUCUUACAAGCUUUGUGGAUCACUACUAGGUACAUGGGAAUCAAGAGAGGCCAAAAACUUGCUACCAAGAACUUUGCUUCACAAGUUCUUCGGAAUGAACUCUCGGGCCCUUUCCGAUCGCACUUCAGCAUUCUCGAUGUAUCUGGCAUCUUCUCUUACGCUCAUGAUGUCAAUGAGGACGAGGAGCAUGGCGCAAGACAGAUGGUUGGGGAGUACAUGAGACAACCGGCGAACAUCGUAAUAUGCGUGGCCGCCGCUACGGCUGAUUUGUCCACUCAAGAGAUCUUCAAGAUGGCCGCCAAGCUAGUCGAGAAGAGUCGUCUUGUUGGAGUCUUCACCAAGUGCGACAGGCUGGAGGAUCCAACUGAGGUUAUUGAUAUCGCCAUGAGAAACCGAUCUGACGCCGAUGGUGAAGAGUUUGACUUCAAAGAAGCUGAACGCAAACUCUUCAGUUGCUCGCCUUGGGAUAGGAUCCCAGAGAAUCGACGAGGCUCUGUGCAGCUGCAAAAAUAUCUCGGCAACCUUCUCUGCGCUCAGAUUCGAGGUAACUUUCCCGCGAUUCAAGAGUCAGUCCGGAGGUUGUUAUCGGAUGCCAAAGACAGCAGGAAGAGCUUAGGCGAGCCUCGUCCAAGUCAUAGUCUCCGUCAGCAAUACAUCAGGGAUAUGGUUGAGAGGUACCAUGUAAUGGCAACCAAGACUCUCAAGAGCCCCGGAUCCCUGGCCAAGGAUAGCCUACGCGUAAGAGGACUGGUGCGUCGGGCAAACGAGAGCUUUUCAUCUCAAAUGCUUGCACGUGGUCAUACGUACACCUUUGAAGACCAUGGGGUAGACCCUAUGACCCAGCUCUCCGAAACUAUCACCGUCUUGUCACCUCCAUGUCCACAACCACCAACCGGGCAAGAGCAGGUUACGACGCCACCAACGACACCGCCUAAGAAGCGACAUGGACUGACGCCGCAACUAUAUACCAAACCUCAGCCCACCCGCGUGCCGUCCUUCGUGGAUGAAAUCCAGCAGUGGCAACGGAUUGCAGAAAAGCACAUCGAAAACAUUGCCGAUGAUGUAGAGACGGCUUCUAAUUGGAUUCUCGAAGAUGUUUGUUCGCCCGAGAAUUGUUCGAAGAUCCUGUACGAGGAGCUGGCUCGAGCCCUCACCCAUUUCCAGCAAGAAGCCAAGCAGAAAGCACUUCGAGAGCUCAAGGAUCAUUGCCGUCGAGAGCGAGAAUCUCACCUACAGACGACUGACGCAAGGUUUCACGAAAGGCUGCAGACACUACGGACUGUUCGGCUUCUUAGAGCGAUUGGCUCCAGUCCUGAGCUUCGAGAAAGUCUGGACCUGAACAGAUCAAAGACUCUCUUCCGUCAAAUCCACCACUCAAGCGAAGGAAACAUGGUUAACGAUGUGCAUGAUGUUAAAGUUUAUUACGAACUUUCCCUCGAGGCUUUCAUCAGAUACAUCACCAACGACAUUGUCGAAGAUUUCGUGUCUUACUCCAAGGGGCCGCUCUUAGGAUUAUCCACGGACUGGGUCCUCAUGCUGACUGAUGAAGAAGUUGAGAAGCUCGCUCGCGAGGAUGAUGAGACAAUGGGAAGACGUUCGCACUUCGACGGAGUCAUUGAGAAGCUGAAUAUUGUGCAUGAAAUAGCCGAGAAGGCUAGAAUUCAGACUCGGAACCUUGGAGACAUGUGAGCUUAUCUCAUUGAAUACACAAGAGACUUAAGUUAAGCCCUGUACAUUAUUAGUGUGAAACAGAGAUUGGUUUUCAAAUGGCAGGACAUUGUGGGAGUAAAUUCGUUUGAUUUACCGCCUUUCUCCAAAUACACUGAGUACACAUGCAGUGCAUAACCCUUCAUAACACCUUGGUACAUCUUCACUCAAAAGACACGAAGUAACAGUCUGGGGGAAUCUUACUGAUGAAGGGGCAACCUAAAGCAGGAUGACUUCUCGUGCAUGAGGCUGUAACGAACGCCCUGUGCGGAUUCUGACUUUUUACCUCAAAGGUAAGGUGCGGUUCCUUG
Colletotrichum phormii is the source of this 2063-nucleotide messenger RNA. RefSeq lists its product as uncharacterized. Gene Ontology annotation, molecular function: microtubule binding; GTPase activity. NCBI's taxonomy places the organism in Eukaryota, Fungi, Ascomycota, Sordariomycetes, Glomerellales, Glomerellaceae. Bases 1 to 1734 code for a protein of 577 amino acids. The transcript has 6 exons. Gene Ontology annotation, cellular component: microtubule; membrane; cytoplasm. The record is from RefSeq and is a predicted model, not a curated record.